Hibiscus syriacus is the source of this 698-nucleotide messenger RNA. RefSeq lists its product as uncharacterized. The transcript is spliced from 2 exons. Lineage: Eukaryota; Viridiplantae; Streptophyta; Magnoliopsida; Malvales; Malvaceae. The record is from RefSeq and is a predicted model, not a curated record. The coding region runs from base 68 to 481 and encodes 137 amino acids.
CACCUCUAAAAUCUAGACUUUUGGCAUUUGAACAAGCCAAACGGCGCCGCCUGCUUGUUUCUCGGAGAUGGAGUCGCACGUGCCGAGCAACCCAAGCGAAGAGUCGUGGACGGAGGAGAAGCAUGUGACCUUCCUCAACUCCAUGGAAGCAUGGUUCGUCCGUACUAUGCUUGACAACAACGAUCGCUUUAAUCUCCGUCUGGACCGUCACCUGCCUGACACCUCUGACUCCACUCUGGACUGCAAACGCAAUGCUCCCACCACAAGGAACCACACUACUUCGGGUUUUACCGGCUCAAACCGAUGCAGGAUGAAGGUCAGGCCUGGUAAAAGAUCAAGAAGAUCAUCCUCUAGGUCUCUUGCUUCAUCAGAAGAUCAGGUUUGUCACCAAAGCCUCGAUUUCGGUUAUAUUUCGUUUAUCGCAAACGUAGUUAUAACAGAUGUUAUCAUGGUUAUUGCAAGUAUUAUGGCUGUACAAUAAUAGUUUGGUUAAUAUGGCUAAAGCUAAAAAACACAGAAGCAGUUUAGAUUCAUGGCUAAAGCUAAACAGUUGUUAAUAUGUGUGUUGUUUAGGUUGUUCCACAGGUUGAAAACAGGAGAGAAGAUAAAGAAGAGAAACAGGGUGUCCCAAUUUUGGUGUUUCAUCCAACCCGAUGAAUGUUUUUCAUGUUUCUGGGACCCUUUUUGCACUUAAUCUC